CCUCUAGUAACGGAGCACAAACAGUACGACGAACACACGUCGCGUUGGAAAACCGAAAACACAGUUUCACUGACAGCUCCGACAUCACCUGACAUUCACCGCCGUCCUCCAAACUACGGCGGGUUCGCGUAUUAGUGAAACACUUGGACGUGGAUACAUAUAACUAUUUAUAAAUGCAUAUUUCGUAGCGAUGUGUGUUCAGUGGUCGGUUGGGAGUUAGUGGAAAACGCGCGCGUUUCGCGUAUCGCUUGCAAACUUCACGUGCUCGCCAUGAACUCCGUCAAACUUGACUGUGCCAAAAACUAUCUCGUAAAGCACUUGUAAAUAUGAUAGUACUCCGUAAACUUGCUCUGAAUACCUUGUGAUGUUACUGUGAAUUGAAAUGGAAUUUAUUAGGAAAGACACCGCAAGUUAACACGAUGUAAAUCUUAACGUGUUUCAAUGUUUACCUCUUCAGUGUUGUGAAUAUAGAAUAAAUUAGUGUUUAAAACUUGAAAGAGAUGUAGCCGAGCAUCAGUGUGGACUUUUAGACUAUAGACGGAUAGGUGGAAAUGGUUGUGAUUAAAUAAACGUGAAGAAGAUCGAGUGCGUUCGUUUCUGUCAUGAAAAGACUUACAAAAAAAUCUGGUUGUUAAUUCUCCCGUAAGUUGUGAUUAAACGCUAGGAAAGCAAAUAUAUUUAUGUAUGUACGAAUAAAAUAGUGAAAAUUAAGUAUUUUAUGUACAUAUGUUGUACCUGUUGUAGUGUUUGCGUUUCUGUCCAUAACAAACGUUAAAAGAUUGUCGGUGUUGAGGGAUCCCGGAUAAUUUCCCAUGAGGUUGUGACUACAAUAAACAAAACUGGAACAAAAACUUGCAAGUUCCAUUGUUAUUGAGAUGUGAUCGUACAUCGUGCUUUGUAGUGAAAUACGGUGUAUGUACGUGGACUUAUUUUGUUCGCCAACUUCGAGACAUCGGCUCUAUUAAGGAUGUGUUGGUAGUCGGCUCCGCCCAUGCAUGAUGGCGGCUGUGAACUCGGUACUGAUGUCAAAACAUCCACAUCUAGUGCAGACAGCGCGGCUGCCACUGCCGACGUUCGCGCCGCGAGCCGUGGUCAUGUACAGCGCGUCAGUGGGCGGCGAGGGCUCAGUGGCGCUACAGUUGCGCGAGGCGGGCCCCGGCGACUCCGCCAGAUUCCACGACAACCGCCUCGCCAUCGCCUGCCAUGAACCCGAGCUCCUCGCAGACUUCCUAAACGCCAGUGAUAUCGAUGGCGAGCACGGUGGUCUGUCAGCACUGCUAGGGUCGUCGUCACCGGACCUGGCGCUCGCGUCCGACGCCUCCGAUAGUUUACCGCUACCGGACCAUGAUAACGAGUGCACAUCAUCAUCAUCGUCGCUGCUGAGCGGGGUGACGACGGUGUCGGUAGCGGUGACGGGGCUGGACGCACGGCCUCUCAGCAAGAAGGUGCGCCCCAAGCCCGCCUCGCCGAACCGACAGGGGCCUCAGCAGUGCCAAGUAUGCAACAAGAUCUUCGGCAAUGCGUCUGCGCUGGCGAAACACAAGCUCACGCACAGCGACGAGCGCAAGUACGUGUGCAUCACGUGCGCCAAGGCGUUCAAGAGGCAGGACCAUCUGAACGGGCACAUGCUGACACAUCGGAACAAGAAGCCGUAUGAGUGCAAGGCGGACGGCUGCGGCAAGUCCUACUGCGACGCUCGCUCGCUGCGGCGGCAUACUGAGAACCAUCACCAACCGCCCGCUGAUGCUAGUUCAUCAGGCACGCCAACCACCAGUGCGCCCACUAGUGCCGAGCGCGAAGUAACGACGAACGCGACCACGAGUGCGAACGCUCAGCGAGUCGCGUCGCCCAUCUCGCCGCCAGCCGCGCGCACGCAGCCCCCGCAUUCUGAUUCCAGCAACGGAUCGGACAAAUCGAACGCGACUUCAAGCAGCGCGACCAGUGACUCGAGCCCCCCCUGCACCCCGCCCGCACCCCCCACCCCGCCCGCGAGGCCCAAGCCCAAGACCAGUAGCAAGCCCAAGUCUUGUACGACGCAGCAAAGCAGUCAGAAAGUCGCGAGUGGUGCGAGUGCGAGCGGGGCGUCGAGCGGAGCGGGCAGCGGUGCCGCGGCCAGCAGCGCGCGACCUAGUGACGUCAAGCCGGUAGAAUGCAACCUCUGUCAUCGCAAGUUCAAAAAUAUACCCGCUCUAAAUGGCCACAUGAGGUUGCAUGGUGGAUACUUUAAAAAGGAUUCUGACAACAAGAAACUAGAUAAGAAGGAAUCUACGGGACCACCUUUACAAACUGCAUCGGUAUCUGUACGAGCGCUUAUAGAAGAGAAAAUCAUAAGCCGCCGAGGUGCCACUGUUGCUGCUACAUCAUCUACAGGUACAACUACAGACUCCGUAGCGUCACGCACAGGGUUCGUGGCACCAGCUCCACCGCCGUUGUCUAAUAUCCGAACGUCAACAGCAUCACCUGCGUCCCCGGCUGCCACGUCGACGCAAUUUGUCUCCCCCAGAGCGCCGCCUGUCGUCACUGUCGCUACUAAUGCAGUAACAAGCAUCUGCGCCGCGCAAAGAGAUUCAACCCUUAUUGAGUUGUUGAAAAAAGGGAAUACCAAGGCUGUCAAGCGAUCAGCAUCUGACCCCGGCCAAUCAUCGCCACAACAAGACUUCACAUUUCGGCCAGAACUGUUCGGAGUUUCCUUUAAUUCAGAUGAUGGUUACUUCUCGCCAGCACUAAACGAAGACACGUUUCAAUUUACUACAACACACGACCAUUUAGAGGAGCUUGCCUCACUGGAAGACUAUGCGAGUGUAGCAGCGGCAAUAAGAGAACGCUCCCCGGUUACUUUUCCUUCGAACAGACGACUCGCUGCAGUUCUUAAUUCACCAUUACCAGAAUCUCUCGCUGACUUUGGUGCUUGUCAUGGAGGUUCACCUGUUCCAUCGCCCGGAAUGGGUUAUACUGCAAAUUCACCCGGCUUGUCUUACUCUACUGGAGGCUCUCCGGGGUUGUCGUUUACAGCCGCAUCGCCAAGUAGCUACUCCAAUCACGCCGAACCGUCACCUGGAAUGGCUUACCCAACACCUCCAGCUUCUCACGACGCUCACUCGCCGGCUCAUACAGUACCUCGUGCAUCGUCGCCACUUUCAGCUGCCUUUUUCACUGCCACAAUGUCUAGUCAAGAAGAGGUGGAGGAAGCAUUGGAAGAAGUACUACCAGAGGAGUGUCGAUCUUUAGAUGCGUAUGCGCUAGAACCUUCACCAACACCACGCCGGAUCAUGCUUAACUCUGAAGAUCCACUUCUGUCAAGCAGUCCGCGUGACUUCUCACAUCAGCGGCCUUUUCGUCGGCACAGUCGUAUGGCGUCGUCAAACAUUUCACCGUUACAGCAAUGGCAGCACGACUCACUUCAAGUAUGUGUGGAAGGUCGCGAUUCAGUGCCGGCAGUAUUCUUGAGUCCAAGCAGUGUGCCUGCCUCCCCUCAGAGGCGCAAACGCCGAGCGUCACCGGCUGGUCCGUUCCGCUCGCGCAUGCGACGAACUUCAAGUCAUUACACGCCUCAGCCGAUACUGCCUCCAGAUCGGGAAGGGUCGGGACUACUCAUAGAGUGCACUGCAGGGAUAGCAGCAACACAAACCGAUGUUCUGGCUCAGCUGGAAGAACCGCGACAUCCUCAGAUCAACAUUGGUCGAGACUUCCAGGCAGACUUGCCAGCGCUGUGCACUGAUCGCAUAGAUCUGCAUCGAGUACCGGAACAGCUCUUAUGGGACCCUGGCAUCAAUGAUGCCCUAGAUGACAAUGAAGUGAGAAUGUUCAUGGAACUAGCCAUGUGUGCUGCGAUGCCCGUGGGCGGGCACACGCGGGAGUACGCUCUACAGACGUUGGGCGAAUGCGGCGGAGACAUCCGGGCGGCCACGCUGCGCCUCAUGUCGCGCCCCGCCGCGCCCGCGCAGCACGAGUCACGCUGGGCACCUGACGAAGUUGAAGCCUUCUUAGCGGGCUUAGGCCAUUACGAUAAGGACUUUUACCGAAUUUCACAACUGGUAAGAACAAAGGACUCGAAACAGUGUAUACAAUUCUACUACUUCUGGAAAAAACUCACGAAAGAUUACAAAACGCUGUACCUACGGAGCUGGACUAUGGACCAACAGGUUUCAUCACAAGGUUCUGUAGGGCAGUUUACCGCGCACUCGUCAGCUCCGUGCCCAUCGACCACGUCGUCCUUCGAUACCGAGGAGUUCCCCUGCAAGAUAUGCGGGAAAGUAUUUAACAAAGUAAAAAGUCGUAGCGCACACAUGAAGUCGCACCGGCCACUCGACGCCGAGCCAAAACGGCCAAAACUCGAAAAGCCUUAUGAAAAGGUCGAAAGAUCCGAUGACAGAUCCCACGCGACAGCUGAAUACCAAAAUAAACCGCCCGCUCAGUAACCGAGUCCUUGCUCCCACCCGCGCCACGGCACUAACGUCCCGCUACCCGCGCGCACUCGCGCCACUCUAAAUGCUGAACCCUCUAAGCAUUUAUUAUGAUUACUAAAUAGAUAUUAUAGAUUAAAUUAAAACUGACCUAGAAAGAGCGACGUAGUGUCUAGUGGCUAGAGAAGAAUUAGCUUCGGACAGAUACCUAUAUAAAAGUAAAAUUUGGAAUUUCUCGUAACGCUAAGCUUUGAGAGAGCGCAUAAAGAUAUUUUGUAUAACGAAAAUUGAUACAUAAAUAGGUAGCUCUUCGUAAAGUUUUUAUAUGACAGACUUCUAUGUGACUUGCAAGUGUGAUGUUGUAAAUAAUGAUAGAACAAGUAGUGCGCUGUACCGCCACGGUCCGUCGAGGCGCGAGCUCUAUUCGACAUGUUGAUCUUAUUAAGUAUUACAACUGUAUUGUACGUGUGAUAACAUAAAUCGUGUAGUAACUACACUACCUCGUUUCUAUUGAUUGUUUCGUUUGUCGCGAGCUCAGCUCGUUGUUACAUUUGCUUGUUUGCUCAUUACGUUGUUAAUUUUGUAGUUAUUCAUUGCUAUUUAUUUUUCUAGUCGUAUUAGACAAUUUUAUGUUGAAUGCACUAUGGAUUUCGGUCAUUGCUCUGUUGUAGUUAGUGUAAAGUUAAGACAACGGAAUCAACUCAGCGUCCGUAUCUACUAGUCACAUAUCGAUGUUAAUUGAACGCACUUAGACAAAAUAUUCACACGUUUACAUUUGUUCCGUGAGUUCGUGCGAUCAAGGGAAAACAAAACUGAUUGAUAUUUUUGAUUGAUCGUAACUAAACAAUGAAUUGAUAUCCGUCACUUAUUAGAUGUAAAUUAUAUUAUAAUAUUAAUGAACCAUAUUUCCACUUGAUUCCGAAAUGCUCACGGAAUUCUACAAAAUGGAGGGAUAAUAUUUUUUUACACAAAUAUUAUUGAAUGCUCAAAAUGUGCUAUAUUUUAUGUUGGUAAUAUUAUUAUCUAGUUCCUUGUUAAUCGUUCUGAAUAAGCCAUUAUUUAAUACUUGAAAAUGUAUAGUUAAUUUAUUUAAAUAUGAUCAUUUUUUUCUACAAAAAUGUCAUAUAAAUGUGUCUACGUGUACCUACGUGUUGUGAUAUACCUAUGUAUGUAUGGUUUAUUGUUUCAUCGUAUUCUGUCUAUUAGUUGAUGGUACAAAGCGGGCAAUAACCGUCGUUGCUCAAAUUUGUAUUAGCGGGUGUGUCACAGUAGCCUGGCACUCGGUACUCCGCUGCGCCCAAACUUAACAACUUGUUUCUCAAUAACAAAUACUUCGUGGUUGUGAUGUUUCUUAGUCUACUCUUUUAUUGUCUUCCGAUACUUCUAACGACUAAAUUAAUUUUGGGGCAGAAUUCCUCGUAAAAGACAUGUUAUGACGGUUAAUCUUGAAUUUUAUUUAAUCACUGUUAUUAACAAAUUCUUCUUUAGAUUAAAAUUUAACAAUAUCUAUGAAGAUGCGUGCGACGCGCCCAGUAUUACGAAAUUAGCUCGAUAUAUUCGAACUUUGUCACGUAGAGCUGCGUCUGCGGCAUAUCGCACUGGUUGACAACACUAAAUGUUAUGUCAGGUUUACAAGUACAUAUUAGUCGUAACUGCCGUUUAAAAAUAGCCUUAUUCGCCAAUUUAUAAAAAAAAAUACAUUUAUGCAAUAAAAGAUACUUGCCGGUGCGAUAUAGUGCAGAUGUUCAUCGUACAACGCAGAUAAAGAUGUAUUAUUUUUUUAAUAUCUACCGGAAAUAUAUUGAUUUUGUUUCCGCAAGUACCUGAUGAAAGUUCUGCUGAAAUAUGACACGAUAUAUAAUUUAAUCUGACGUGUCGCGGUACUAGUUGAUAAUAAUAUCUAAUGUUGUAACGCAUAAUAUUUGUAAAUCACUAACUUGUGUGAUUAUUUGGUUGUGUUAAUCUAUCUUAACAAUUUAGACGAAAUUUUCAAAUAGUUAAUUCUAUUCUUUGUAACUCGAUAUGCCAAUGAUCUGCCAAAUCGUUAGAUGUAACUGAUUUUACAUAGGUAUUUUACUAGAACAAGAUAGAAGUGACACAAAAUAAAAUUAAUAAACGCGUUUCGUUUAGAUUAAGGCAAGGCUUGUACUGAAACCCCGUAAGUGAAGGUUAAUUAGGUAACACAACAUCAUGUUUCAUAUAACUAAGAGACGAUGUGCCAUUUACGUUUUUGUAAGUACUUAAAUAAAAUAUUUCAAUUAUUUUAGACCGACACAUACGAACAGAUCGACACUUUGUCCUUCACCACAAGUGCACAUAUUUAUUUUCGUAAAUAGAGUAAAAAGUAAGUCAUACAAAAUUAUCUGAAUGUAAAUACUGAAUAUUUUUCCAAAAUAAACUUUACGGUACCGGAAAUAGUUCUACGUCGUAUUACAAUCUAUUGAAGACAAGUCCCUCCAGACAUAAUUUUUAACAAUACUCUUAGCCAUUAAGACUGAAAGGUACUCUCUAAAUUCACAUACCUACACUUGAUUAAUUUCGCGUAAAUGUAGAUAACUAUCCUUCCUUUCAUUAUGAAUUAACUGUUAGUAGUGUAAUCAUGGUGUCACUAACCCAUUCCAUGUGCCCAGUCAUACUAGUCAGGGUAUAGCUUUAUAAUGAUACCCUAAUUUAACCAAAUGUAUCCUCUAGCGAGAAUCGAUGUUAUGUAGAGCGCGCCGUAACGAGCGCACUUAGCGUACACUAGGAAAUGUCGCUGUAUUCUAAUAGAAAUAUGCACUCACAUGCUAAGUAUUAAAUUAACUUAAGAUUGACGAUUUAAACAAAAACUUAUUUCAACUUAAAUAUAGAAGUGCCUUACAAUUUUAAUUUUUAUACUAUUUUAUUAAUUUAUUUUCGUUCUAAUAUCUAAAAGCACUGGAAAUUGCAUUUAUUGAUCCACCGUCCGUUCUGCUAGGCCAGAACCGAUGUGCGGAUCGCACUGUCGUGUUUUGUUCUGUUGUUUUUGUUUCUUAAAAUAAAAUACUCUUAGAAAGUAAAAUUAGAGGUUUAACGAAACCAAAAAGACGUUAUUUUUUCAUGGUUUUCUUUUAAAAAAUUAGGGACGUCUUUAGUAUUUAAUAUCACGAAUUACAUCAACUACAUUAUCAGAAUAUUGUAAACAACAAUAACUAAAAGUCAAUUGUAUGAAGAGUCUAAUAAUGUGAAGAAAACGUUUUACCAAAUAAUGUAACAUAAUGAAUCAUCAAUGAAUACAGCGCUAAUUACGUAUAGGAAGUAAAUGUUUAUUGUAAUAAAACCAAUGUUCUGUUCGCUUGAAUGUUCUUGUAAUCCGAGUCUUGUUUCUACUCUGUAGUCCUGGCACAUAGUGUAAAUGUAAGUACUUCUGUAUUUGUGUCAACACAUAAAAUGUUACUAUAGUAUUAAUAUUUUGUAAGUCUAAAUGGAUAUUAUAUUCUUCUAAUUUUGUAUGAAGAGCGCGAGCGACGCGGCGGCCGCGGCUCUGCGCCCGCGCCUCGUGCGCGACGUACUUAAUACGUACUUACUUGUAAUAUAACUGUAGACGAUUAAUGUACACGUGCCAAAUGCACGAUAAUUGAUAUUACACUCUGUGUUGUGAUUUUGAAAAUUCUGUAAAUUACAAAAGUCUUUGAAAAUACUAUGGAAAAAAAUGUAGACACCUUUCUAGAUUAGCACAAUUCUUCGCGUAGACACAUUAGGCCAAAUUGAAUAAGCAUUUAGAUUAAACGACGUAGGUAAUCAUUGGAAGAUGUAAGUGUAUUGUAUGAAUAGAUUCAUUGUUAUAUUCGAUCAAUGUGAUGAUUCGUAAGAACAACGACUUAACUCGAGUCCUGUACCCUACCGUGCUGGGCGACUCUUCACAACUUCGCAUAUCCUUGAAACAAUAAGUAAUAAAAUUAAUCUCUAUUAUAUAUAUUGAUAAAUUUAUUAGGGUAACUAAUUUUUUAAGACAAUGACUACUACGUGAUCUUUUAGAUUGUCUUUAUUAAUAAAUAUAUGGUGAAGGUUU
This is a messenger RNA of Helicoverpa armigera (cotton bollworm), 8433 nucleotides long. RefSeq names its product zinc finger protein 541. Gene Ontology annotation, cellular component: histone deacetylase complex; transcription regulator complex. Gene Ontology annotation, biological process: negative regulation of DNA-templated transcription; regulation of transcription by RNA polymerase II. Gene Ontology annotation, molecular function: transcription corepressor activity. The record is from RefSeq and is a predicted model, not a curated record. Bases 996 to 4418 code for a protein of 1140 amino acids. NCBI's taxonomy places the organism in Eukaryota, Metazoa, Arthropoda, Insecta, Lepidoptera, Noctuidae. The transcript is spliced from 21 exons.